This is a messenger RNA of Tachysurus fulvidraco (yellow catfish), 2918 nucleotides long. RefSeq names its product acyl-CoA synthetase long chain family member 2 (gene acsl2). Gene Ontology annotation, biological process: very long-chain fatty acid metabolic process; long-chain fatty-acyl-CoA biosynthetic process; long-chain fatty acid metabolic process. The record is from RefSeq and is a predicted model, not a curated record. The transcript is spliced from 21 exons. Bases 161 to 2284 code for a protein of 707 amino acids. Gene Ontology annotation, molecular function: arachidonate-CoA ligase activity. NCBI's taxonomy places the organism in Eukaryota, Metazoa, Chordata, Actinopteri, Siluriformes, Bagridae. Gene Ontology annotation, cellular component: membrane; endoplasmic reticulum.
CAAUGACGUCACAGUCCAGUUUCCACGGAAGGCGGCGUGUUAGAGGGCGGCGUUUUGCCCCGGGGGUCUGGAGCGCGUGAGGGGUCUGGGUGCAGAACUCGGUUUAACUCAGUUCACUUUCCGACUUGUGUGGGGAAAGUUCUUUACAUCCAGCACAGCCAUGCAGUUGCAGGAGUGGUUGCGUUCCUUUCGCCUCAGCAGCGGUGACUUAGGGAGCGCUGAUGUAACAGAUCUCAGGGCUCUUCUUCCCUCCCUGGCGCUCUCUCCUCCUUCUCUCCUCGGGCUCGGAGCCUUGGCCUCGCUCACUGCCUACUGGCUGGUUACCCGACCUCGCUCCAUCCGGCCUCCGUGCGACCUGAAGGCUCAGUCCAUACCUGUGCAGGGAGACGCCAGUUGCAGACGUUCCGCCUUACUGAAGGACGACAAACUGCUAGACUUCUACUUUGAAGAUACCAAGACCGUGUACGACAUGUUUCAGAGAGGCCUGAGGAUCGCAGGUGACGGGCCGUGCCUUGGCUUCAGGAAACCGGGAAAACCGUAUCAGUGGAUCUCCUACGCCGAGGUGGCAGAGAGGGCACAGGUGCUGGGCUCCGGCCUGCUGGCUAAAGGAUGCAAGCCUACUCCUAAACAGUUCAUCGGCAUCUUCGCCCAGAACAGGCCAGAGUGGGUUAUUACAGAGUUGGCGUGCUACACCUUCUCCAUGGCUUUAGUGCCUCUGUAUGACACACUGGGCCUGGAGGCCAUGGUGCACAUCCUCUACUUGGCGGAGAUCUCUCUGGUGGCCUGUGAUAAAGAGGAGAAGGCCGAGUCUCUGUUGGUCAAUAAGGAGAAUGGUUUGAUUCCUACUCUGUCCUGUCUGGUGAUCUUUAACCCUGUGAGCGCCGCCCUGGUGGAGAGAGGGAGGAAGUGUGGUGUGGAGAUUUUGCAGCUCGAACAGCUCAUGGAUUUGGGCAGGGAAAAUCUCCAGGCUCCAGUACCUCCUCAGCCUGAGGACCUGGCUGUGGUGUGCUUCACCAGCGGAACUACAGGAAAGCCAAAAGGAGCCAUGAUCACGCACGGCAACAUCACCUCCAACACCUCGUCCGUCAUUAAGAUCCUGGAGGGCUUUUUCGAGAUUCGUCAGGAGGACGUGUCGAUCUCGUACCUGCCCCUCGCUCACAUGUUUGAACGCAUGAUUCAGGUGUCUAUGUUCUGUCACGGAGCGAGAGUGGGCUUCUACCAGGGGGACAUCUCGCUGCUCAUGGACGACAUCAAAACUCUGAAGCCCACCUUCUUCCCCGUGGUGCCCCGCCUACUCAACCGCAUCUACGAUAAGAUCCAGGGUUCAGUGACAUCCGUGUUGAAGAGGGCCAUCCUACACUACGCCGUGAGCCGGAAACAGGCCGAGCUGAGCAGCGGAAUCGUCCGUAAUGACAGUGUGUGGGACAGACUAGUGUUCAGUAAGAUCCAGGCCAGUCUGGGAGGAAACCUGCGCUUCAUGCUGACCGCCUCGGCUCCCAUCUCGCCCACAGUGCUGUCCUUCCUCAGAGCUGCCCUCGGCUGCCUGAUAUUCGAAGGCUACGGUCAGACUGAGUGCACGGCUGGCUGUACGUUCUCUAUGCCUGGAGACUGGAGUGCAGGUCAUGUUGGAGCUCCUCUUCCUUGUUCCAUGGUGAAACUGACCAACAUUCCAGACAUGAACUAUUACGCCAAGAACGGACAAGGAGAGAUCUGUAUCCGGGGACCCAGUGUAUUUCAGGGUUACCUGAGGGAUGAGGACAGGACGGCUGAAGCUCUGGACAGUGACGGCUGGUUACACACGGGAGAUGUGGGACAGUGGCUGCCGAAUGGGACUCUUCGCAUCAUAGACAGAAAGAAGAAUAUCUUUAAACUGUCUCAGGGAGAAUACAUCGCUCCAGAGAAGAUCGAGAACGUCUACAUGCGUUGUGUACCUGUGCUGCAGGUGUUUGUGCAUGGAGACAGUCUACAGUCUUAUUUAAUAGGUAUCGUGGUUCCAGACCCAGAAGUUUUUGUAAACUGGGUCAAAGAGAGAGGAAUUGUGGGAUCGUAUGAAGAGCUCUGUCAGAAUCCUGACGUGAAGAAAGCCGUGCUGGAGGACAUGACCGCAGAGGGCAAGAAAGCAGGACUGAAGUCUUUUGAGCAGGUGAAGGAUUUGUAUCUGCACCCAGAGAUGUUCAGCAUCAGUAACGGCCUCCUCACUCCCACCCUGAAGAGCAAGCGCGUGGACCUGCGGCGCGUCUUCAGCGAGCAGAUCGCACACAUGUACAGCGAAUCGGCCUUAUAAAGACACGGCACCGGCUGCUGAAUUUUAUUAACAACAUUUUAACUUUAUCGACUUUUAGUAUCCAUGCUGAACUGGAAAUAAGCUCUGGGGAUCAUAAGCUAGGUAUCACACAGGACGCACCGCCGCGCUCCAACCUCUUACGCUAACUCACCGCGUACGUAACCGAACACAAAGAACAGGUGAGGAAGCAGCGAAGCGUGUCGAAAAGAGUUUCUUACCAACUUCGGUUAAAUCUCGUGCGACUUUUAUCAGAUCUACAAACGUGCGCCGAUCCCUCGGGUCGCUCUGACUUUUGACGCCAUCGUGUCCGUCCACUACCUGCCGCUUUAACGGCCGCCGUUUGUUAAAUAGUUCUUUAUUCCUAACAGUUCUCGAUCACGUCACGUGUUUUUUUUUAUUUAGUUAAAAGCAAAGAAGUCGCACGUUCAUCGAAAGGCCGAGACGGACGACGGUAAUUUCUCUGUAAUUUAUAUAAACGUGUGUGUGUAUAAUAAACAUUUGUGUGCUGUACAGAUCGAGACUUAGACCUGCAGAUGAGGGAAAAGUCCCACUAAUUCCAACCAGCCUAGAACCGUACUGUAUUUUAUACAUGCUGUCUCAUCAAGCAGAUGAAUAAAGAGAUGUUCUAAUCGUG